Oncorhynchus kisutch (coho salmon) is the source of this 1534-nucleotide messenger RNA. RefSeq names its product putative FK506-binding protein 9-like protein. The record is from RefSeq and is a predicted model, not a curated record. Gene Ontology annotation, molecular function: calcium ion binding; peptidyl-prolyl cis-trans isomerase activity. Lineage: Eukaryota; Metazoa; Chordata; Actinopteri; Salmoniformes; Salmonidae. The transcript is spliced from 3 exons. Bases 68 to 496 code for a protein of 142 amino acids. Gene Ontology annotation, cellular component: endoplasmic reticulum.
UCUCUCCAGGUAUAACUAUGGGAAGACAUAUAACAUUGUGCUGGGAGCCAACCAGGUGGUUCCUGGGAUGGAGGAAGGGCUGAAGGAGAUGUGUGUUGGAGAGAGAAGACACCUGGUCAUACCUCCUCACCUGGGCUACGGAGAGAGGGGAGUGGAUGGUGAGGUGCCGGCCAGUGCUGUCCUGGUCUUCGACAUCGAGAUGAUCGAGAUGGAGGCGGGCCUUCCUGACGGGUACAUGUUCAUCUGGAACGAGGAGGUAUCAGCUGACCUCUUCACUGAGAUGGACGCAGACAAGGACCUACAGGUGUUGGCCUCAGAGUUCUCAGACUAUAUCCUGCGUCAGGUGAACGAGGGUAAAGGUCGCCUUGCCCCUGGGUUUAACGCAAAUCUCAUCAUCGAGAACAUGUUCUCCAACCAGGACCGUAAUGGAGACGGAAAGAUCACUGAGGAGGAGUUCAAACUGAAGGCCGACGAGACACCACACGACGAGCUAUAAGACAGACUAGACCCCACAUGACGAGCUAUAAGACAGACUAGACCCCACACGAUGAGCUAUAAGACAGACCCCACACGACGAGCUAUAAGACAGACUAGACCCCACGCGACGAGCUAUAAGACAGACUAGACCCCACACGACGAGCUAUAAGACAGACUAGACCCCACACGACGAGCUAUAAGACAGACCCCACACGACGAGCUAUAAGACAGACUAGACCCCACACGACGAGCUAUAAGACAGACCCCACACGACGAGCUAUAAGACAGACUAGACCCACGCGACGAGCUAUAAGACAGACUAGACCCCACACGACGAGCUAUAAGACAGACUAGACCCCACACGACGAGCUAUAAGAGAGAUGAGACCCCACACGACGAGCUAUAAGAGAGAUGAGACCCCACAUGAUGAUCUAUAAGAGAGAUGAGACCCCACACGACGAGCUAUAAGAGAGAUGAGACCCCACACGACGAGCUAUAAGACAGACUAGACCCCACACGACGAGCUAUAAGACAGACUAGACCCCACACGACGAGCUAUAAGACAGACCCCACACGACGAGCUAUAAGACAGACCCCACACGACGAGCUAUAAGACAGACCCCACACGACGAGCUAUAAGACAGACUAGACCCCACACGACGAGCUAUAAGACAGACCCCACACGACGAGCUAUAAGACAGACUAGACCCCACACGACGAGCUAUAAGACAGACCCCACACGACGAGCUAUAAGACAGACCCCACACGACGAGCUAUAAGACAGACUAGACCCCACACGACGAGCUAUAAGACAGACCCCACACGACGAGCUAUAAGACAGACUAGACCCCAUACGACGAGCUAUAAGACAGACCCCACACGACGAGCUAUAAGACAGACUAGACCCCACACGACGAGCUAUAAGACAGACCCCACACGACGAGCUAUAAGACAGACUAGACCCCACACGACGAGCUAUAAGACAGACCCCACACGACGAGCUAUAAGACAGACCCCACACGACGAGCUAUAAGACAGACUAGACCCCACACGACGA